GGGCUGAUGGCUGUACUAUACUUUGCAAUGCUCUUGUUCUCUUUGUCGUUCUGCAUAUAUUGCUUAGUCUUUUUGUAUUUAGUGAUGUUUUUGUUAGUUCCCACCCUUUUGGGCGUGUGACAUCAUGAUAGGGGGUACCUUGUAUUAUUCCUAUAUAUACCUGCAUUUCUUGAGUAUAUACUUACCUGUUGAUAAAGGCAUGCUUGGCGAAACGCGUCCUGGUUGUAGGACACAUUGAUUUGAUGCAAUAAAACAUCAUAACGUAUUGUCAAGACACGACUGCUGGGAUUUCUUCUACACUUCAAGUGGAGAUUGCUUCUAUCCCGUGCGGCGUGCGUGCUGGCUGAUUCAUUUUCUUAGUCCAUAAAAAUAAACAACUUUUUUCCUCUGUUCAUAAAAAAAAAAGAAUGAUGUGUUUGUGACUUUUUUGAGGCUGCUGACACUUGACUAGAUUACUUUGGUGGUAAUUAUCAGUUUAUAGCUCGCAGUAAUGAGUUCUUAUCAGUAUAUUGAGCUAUAGACAUGUGUUCAUUAUAAUCUUUAUCUUUCAUUAUGGUUUUCCAAUGUAUUUGUAAAAAUGGCUGUCCAUGAUUUUGGGUUAAGUUGCCCAGGAAAAAGAAAAAUUCUAGUUGGCAACCCUUCUGCAGGAUCCAUGGCCAGUCUGCUUGUGUAGAUGAUCUCAUGGAUUGCACCAUUAGUUUUUGCUGUUGCUUUUUACUGAAUGGGAAAAUACUGGUUAAAAACGGCAUAAAAAAGAGCUUUUAGCUGACAGGAAUUUUAGCUGACAGUUUAUCUGUAGCAACCAGUGUCGGGCAGAUGCAGCCAAGGCUACUAAUCAUGGGCUGCACCAAAAAGGGUAUAGAUGACCAUGACAAGGACAUAGUUCUAUAACUUUACAAAUCACUAGUCAGACUGCAGGUUCAACUUAGAUGGAUGAUCAAAAUUAUGGUUAAUUAGUGUAGAAAAAGAGGGGUGAUCUAAUAUUGAUGUAUAAAUAUAUCAGCGGUCAGUACAGAGAUCUUUUCCAUUAUGUAUUUAUUCCCAGGACUGUAAUGAGAGGACAUCCUCUACAUAUAGAGGAAAGAAGUUUUUCUAGUAUGGACAUAGAAGAGGAUUCUUUACUGUAAGAGCAGUGAGACUAUAGAACUCUCAGCCAGUGUAAUGGUGAACUCACUAAAAUAGUUUGAGAGGGUUCUGGCUAUAUUUCUGAAGUGUAAUAGUAUUACAAAUUAUAGUUACAAAAAUUCUGGAGUAGGGUCAUUGAUCCAGGGUGUUAUUCUGAUUGCCAGGUUUAGACAGGGAAAGGAUUUGUCUCCUAAGAUGAGUAAAAUUGACUUCUAUCUGAUGGGAGUUUCUCCUUCCUCUGGAUCAACAGGCUGAACUGGAUGGAUGUCUUUUUUCAGUUUUACAAUGUUACUAUAAUGUUUCUCUGUUAUGACACAUAUUAAUGGCAUCUUUUUGUGUUACACAGCUUUAUAGCUCCAUACUCUAUCAAUCAUGUGGCUCCUCCUGCUGGUCUUAGUGGGAAUUAUUCUUUUAUACAGAUGGCACAGGCAGAGUCAGAUACUGGAGAACCUCUCAGAUAAAUAUGUCUUCAUCACUGGAUGUGACACUGGAUUUGGAAAUCUGCUGGCAAAGCAAUUGGAUAAACGUGGAAUGAAGGUUCUGGCCGCUUGUUUGACAGAUACAGGAGCUGAGAACCUAAAAAAGGAGACAUCAAGUAGAGUGCAAACCAUGGUCCUUGAUGUCACUGAUAGUCAGGGUGUGAGAUCUGCUGCUGACUGGAUUGAACAGCAUGUCAAAGAAGAAGGAUUAUGGGGUCUUGUGAAUAAUGCUGGCAUUUCUAUACCUACAGCCCCCAAUGGGUGGCUGAAUAAAGAUGAUUUUGUCAAGGUGCUCAACGUCAAUUUACUUGGCAUGAUUGAUGUGACACUAAAUCUACUUCCUCUUAUCAUGAGAGCCAGAGGACGAAUCAUUAAUGUGUCCAGUGUGAUGGGCAGAUUGGCAUUUGUGGGAGGAGGAUAUCCCAUUUCCAGAUUUGGAGUAGAAGCCUUCUCCGACUCUAUGAGGCGUGAACUUCGCCCCUUUGGGGUUAACGUUUCUGUCAUUGAACCUAGUUCAUAUAAAACACCAGCUACACAUGUGGAGACUACAAUACAAAGCCUACAUUCUGUCUGGUCCCAGGCUCCUCAGUGGGCGAAGAAAACCUAUGGACAACAUUAUUUUGGAGUUUAUUGCAGGUUCAUCGAAUAUAAACUAUCUAGGUGCAACCCUCACAUAACGCAGGUGACUGACUGCAUGGAACACGCCCUGACUGCUGUAUAUCCUUGGACACGGUAUUCUGCAGGAUGGAUAACCAAACUCUUCUACCUCCCAGUAUCUUAUCUUCCAACUUUCAUGUCAGAUUGUCUACUGGCUCAUCCUGUGUCAAAGCCAUCAUGUUUUUGCUCUUCAAAUACUAGUACAUGACUUGAUUAAUACAGUCCUUCAUGUUUGGCUAGAAUAUUAAAAUAGAUUGAAAUAUCAUUAUUAAACUUUUUGACUGUAA
Messenger RNA from Bufo gargarizans (Asiatic toad), 2548 nucleotides. Its product is annotated as retinol dehydrogenase 7-like. The transcript is spliced from 4 exons. The record is from RefSeq and is a predicted model, not a curated record. NCBI's taxonomy places the organism in Eukaryota, Metazoa, Chordata, Amphibia, Anura, Bufonidae. The coding region runs from base 1498 to 2469 and encodes 323 amino acids.